Caenorhabditis sp. 36 PRJEB53466 is the source of this 2926-nucleotide messenger RNA. The record is from the annotation of a GenBank genome assembly. Lineage: Eukaryota; Metazoa; Nematoda; Chromadorea; Rhabditida; Rhabditidae.
AUGGUGCAAUUGGAUCGGUUCGAAAUUGUGUUCAACAAUCCGGAAGAGGCGUAUUUCGCCGGCCAGGAGAUUUCCGGAAAAGUGAUAAUCGAGAAUAAGGAGCCGAAAAAGGUGAACGAGAUUCUGCUGGAACUGAAAGGACGCGCAAGGACCUACUGGACGAAGCAUUCGGGUGAGUGGAGGUGGUGGAAGAGGAAAAGCUAGGCCACGGGUUUGUUCAGGCAAAUCACGGAAGCAUUGUUCCCACUCGGAACCCUACUUUCUCGAGCAAUUCAACACGGGCUACACACACAAAUUCACCGUUGUGAAGGACGGAAAAGAGAAGGAACGCCUUCUGCCCGCCGGAAUUCAUCAGGUUUGUCUUUUCUUUUUUUGAGUGUAGCUCACUUGUCUUGAAAGCUAUUAAAAAGUGGUCAACUGCAAAAAUGUACAAAAUUUUGUGGUGAACAUUUUUGUAGUUGAAAACUGUUUGAUAUCUCCACCGACAACCGAAAUAUAUCGCUCUGAUAUUGUAGGUCCCCUUCUCUUACACCCUUCCCAAGUCGCUUCCCUCUUCGUUCGAAGGAGAGUUCGGACACAUUCGGUACACGUGCAAAGCCAUUUGUGAAAGGCCCUGGGACUUUGAUAUUGUCAGUCGGAAGGCGUUCACCGUCAUUGGAAUCGAGGAUAUCAAUUCGGAUGCGAAGGUGAGCUACCGUACCCAAUACCGUCUAUUCAAAACGAUGUAUUUCAGCUGCUGGUGGAGAUAUCAAAAAGUUAUCAACUAAUAAAAUGUUCAUUAAAACAUUGCGCACAUUUUAUCAGUUGACCACUUUUUGAUAUCUCCACCCGCAGCUGAGAUACAUCGUUUAUAAAAAACAUUUCACCAAACUUUUGCAGCUAAACGAGCCCAUUUCCUGUAUCGAAUCGAACCACGCCGUCACUUUUUGUUGCCGUUCGGCGGGCAGUGUGACCGGCGAAAUUCGAGUACCCAAAUGUGGAUACACCCCCGGAGAGAAGAUUGAUGUUAGCUACAAGUACGUUUACAUUUUGUUGCGUUAAACGUGCGUGUUGCCGGAAAAUGGCCAUUUUCAGAGUGAUAAACCUGAGCUCAAAAACGCGUCAAAUCUACUUGCGCUUCGUGCAAAUGACCACCUACAAAGCGAAAACGUUCGCCGGCCACGAGCACAUUAAAAACGUGGUUCGCGUGAUUUCGAAGAUUGACAGAGGCGAAGUGGCCGGCGGAUCGUCGACGGAAUGGCAAGAGGAAGCCGUCACGAUCCCCUCGUUGCCGCCGAAACUCGGAAAGUGCAAGAUUCUCUCGGUUUCCUACUCGAUCGAGUUGGAGGUGAGCGAGUUGAGGGAAAUGCGUCAAAAAACACAAAGUUGUUCGGAUUGUUAUGGGGUUAUUCAGGCUGUGAAAAAAAUUAUUAUUUUUCCGUUUUUUUUUCGUUUUUUUUACGUCAAAAAACCCACGAAAAAAACGGAAAACAAACAUACGCUGAAUAGCCCCAUUAGAAUUUGUAACAACUUUGUAGUUGACGUCCACGGCGACCAAAAACGUAGAAAGGGGCGUGGCCUAGCGUGCACGGUUUUGUCACCAUUUUGGCGCGAAAUUCGAAAUUUAACCCCAUUUUUUUUCAUGUUUUUCGUCAAAAAUUACCCAAAUUUUGUGCGAUUUCGACGAUGUAAUUGCAUAAAUUUGUUAAACUAAUCAUCGCGCGCACUUUUUGAGCUUAAAACGAGCAGGUUUCAUUCAGAAAUGAAUCAAUUGAUGCGAUUUUCAAGUUUUGUGCUGAAAAUGCGCGAAUUUCAGUCAGUCGCCGAUACUUUUUGCCGUUUGAACGCUUAAAAUACUUGUAUUAACGUGCUUAAUCACUUCCGACACUCACUUCGUCUCAAAACUAUCCACAUCGGCCGGUAUGAAAAUUCCGAAAUUGCGGCGGCGAUUGGCCGCGGAGAGCGUAUUGCGAAAUAUGCCAAAAACGUCGCAAACGCGGCGUUUUCACGAAAAUUUCGAUGUUUUCUCUCUUUAAUGUCUCUUCUUUCGUCGAUAUCAAACACAAAAAUAUCGGAAAAGUGCUGGAAUUUUCAGAAAACGCGUCUCAGAUUAGGCCACGCCCCUUUCUACACGUGUAUUGACCAUUUUUUGAGACAAAGCGAUAGUUAUCGAAAUACAGGUUGGGCAACUUGUCUCGUGUUUCAGGUCGAGCAAACGUUAACCGUGCCGUGCGCGAUCGUGAUCGGCUCGAUUCCGCAGCUCGCCCAACUGCUCGUCCACUCGAAACAAUCGGUGCAAAGUGCCGGAAAUGGGUCGCUUCCGAAGAGUUCGAUCAAGGACAGCCCGCCGAAAUGGGACAGCGAGAGUUGUGUUCAGGUGGGGGGCAACUAACUGAGACUAGCUGCUGUUCCAUUGCACACUUCAAUAUCGUUCAUUCAAACUCAUGUAUCUCGACUGUCUCUAGAGAUAUUGAAAAGUUGUCAACUGAUGAAAUGUACAUAGUUUCUCGGCAAACAAUUCAUUAGUUGACAACUUUUUGACUUCUUUACCGACAGCUGAGAUAUCUUGCUCUGAAUAAACUCUAUUGAAUUGUAGCUCUUUGAAUUCUGAGUCAAAUCUAGAUCUCUCUAACAUUAGCACACUUUCAAUUGCAGGUGACAAUAACCGACGAGAGUGGUCAACUGGUCGAAGAGCUCGGAAACGAGAUGGAAGCCCUGUUGUCGUCGCGAAAACGCGUCCGGAUGCCGUCGUCGAUCCUCAGCGAACUGUAUCCGACGAUGCCGAGUCCCUACUACAAGUACGCGCCCGUUGUUUUCAAAUCGCACAAUAUCCGAAACUCGUUGCAGAGAAUCCUUCUUCGGCGCCAGUGACAUAUCAGAGGAAAAGGAGCAGGCACAGUUCGGAGAGACCUCUUUCGCACCCAAAUAUCCGUUUUAUACCGACUAA